CCUGCUGUGUACUCAUCCAACCCACCUUCCAGCCUCUCCCCAUAAAAGUUGAUGGCAUCUACCGGAGAUCUGUAGCAUGCUUUCGGCUUGUCACCAGCCUGGUCACCAGGAAUGGAGUACCUCCUGAUAUGUGGGAGAAUCCCACAGGGUUUAGUUGUAAUUUAUGAUAGUCGAACUAUUAAGAGUUCAGCUUCCAUCUAGGGCAAAAGGUCUUUAUUGUUGACAUUUGGAGUUUUAUCAUGUUCCUUUGGGAGGCUGGGAGACAUAUGUUUCUAAAGAGACAGCCCCAGGCUGCUCCCUGUGUGGGAGGAGGAGGAGAAGGUCUGAAUGGCGUAGGACAGUAAAGUGUUACACUACUAAGCUACAUCCCCACCCAGGAAUUUUAAGACCUAGGAAUUAAUGAAUGUUGACAAAUCUCCGAAUUUUUUUUCAAACCGCCAUAAAACCUCCGAACCCUGAGAAGGGUCUGACUCACAGGUCCGAGUUGGCUCUCGCCCCGCCCUGCCCGCACAGGUACCGCCUACCCAGUCUCCGCCCCACGCCGGGGACGACGUUAUGCGCAUGCGCAGCUGCGCACGCAAUUGCGGAGCGCCGAACCCAGGGGACGAAUCGCAAGUCUCAACGAGCCUGCGCCGCACAGUGCUUCCGGGACGCGGCGCCAUGCGGCUGUUUCCGCGCGCCUUUUGCGCUUCUGUGGCCACCUGGCGCCAGUGCUUUCCCCUACAUGGCCGCGACGUGGCGCGGUGGUUCCCGGGCCACAUGGCCAAGGGGCUGAAGAAGAUGCAGAGUAGGCUGAAGUUGGUGGACUGUAUCAUCGAGGUCCAUGACUCCCGGAUCCCACUUUCAGGUCGAAAUCCUCUGUUUCAGGAGACUCUUGGACUGAAGCCUCACUUGCUUGUCCUCAACAAGAUGGACUUGGCAGAUCUCACAGAGCAGCAGAAAAUUAUGCAGCACUUAGAAGGAGAAGGCCUAAAAAAUAUCAUUUUUACCAACUGUGUAAAGGAUGAAAACAUCAAGCAGAUCAUCCCGAAGAUCACUGAACUAAUUGGGAGCAGCUAUCGCUACCACCGAGCGGAGAACAUGGAGUACUGUAUCAUGGUGAUUGGCGUCCCCAAUGUGGGCAAGUCCUCCCUCAUCAACUCUCUAAGGAGACAGCACCUUAAGACAGGAAAAGCUGCCAGAGUGGGUGGUGAACCUGGGAUCACCAGAGCUGUGACAUCCAGAAUUCAGGUAUCUGAGCGGCCACUGAUGUUCCUGUUGGACACCCCUGGGGUGCUGGCUCCUCAGAUUGGAAGUGUGGAGACAGGCUUGAAGCUGGCCCUGUGUGGAACAGUGCUGGAUCACUUGAUUGGGGAGGAGACCAUGGCCGACUACCUUCUCUACAUUCUCAACCGGCACCAGAUGUUUAGGUAUGUGCAGCACUAUGGCCUGAGUGGUGCUAGUGAUGACAUAGAGUGUGUGCUGAAGAGCAUAGCUGUGAGGCUGGGGAAGACGCGGAAGGUGAAGGUGCUCACUGGCACAGGUGAUGUGAAUGUUAUCCAGCCCAACUACUCUGCGGCAGCCCGUGACUUCCUCCAGACCUUUCGCAGUGGGCUGCUGGGCCCUGUGAUGCUGGACCGUGACAUCCUGCAAGGCUGCCUCCCUGCAGACACAGAUCCCUGAACUUGCUGGGUGUAUGUGUGUGGCCCACAGACAUUAUGCAGCCAGAACAUUUGAAGCUUGAGACUGCCUACCCUUUUCCAGAAGUUCUGUGCUGGGUCAUCAUGACUCAGAUGAGGGCAUGCUGUGUUCUCCUGCCCACCACAGCAGCCUCAUUGUGGGGACAGGGCUGUGGGGUCCCAAGCAGUCUUGGUUCUGGUUCUGUGAGAAGGCCUGCUCAGUGUCUUUCAGGGAAAGCCUCGUGCUGUCUCAGAGGAGUUAAAGCUAUAAUCUUAGUUUUGAAAAAUUAAGAUUAAAGAACUGGGCGUGGUGGCACA
Molecule: messenger RNA, 1976 nt
Organism: Chinchilla lanigera (long-tailed chinchilla)
Lineage: Eukaryota; Metazoa; Chordata; Mammalia; Rodentia; Chinchillidae
Gene: Mtg1
Product: mitochondrial ribosome-associated GTPase 1
Exons: 11
Coding region: 556-1662 (368 amino acids)
Cellular component (GO): mitochondrion
Molecular function (GO): GTP binding; GTPase activity
Source: RefSeq, a predicted model, not a curated record